AUUGAAUUGACCUGAGCUCAUACACGAGCCUCGGACUACGUUUGACUGCUGCGCGUCUUCAGCAGUGACCUCACCGUAUCCCUGCACUGCAGCCAGCAGCGCGGCGCGAACCGCGGCCCGUGGACGCCGUACAAGCGACACAACAAAAAUACCACAGCGCUCAAAAUGACCGACGUCGAGCAGGACUGUUUGGAGGAGACCCUGCCGAGCCAGCACGACGCCUGCACGCCGCCUCCCUCCGCCUUCCACGACGAUUCUAGGGAGUCGACCGACGACGAGGCGGUGUUCGAGGCGCUCGCGUCGCAGUUCCGAAGCAGUAGAGCGCCGGCGACGCCGUUGCGAUCGUCCGAAGAAGAUGAGAGAGCUUUGGAGCGGUCCAUCUCCGGAUUAUCAUUAGCGCGGCCUCCCAGAUCCCCGUCACCGGUCAUGAGCGAGCCCCGAGUCCAUACACCCGCAAAAUCAGAAAGGAACACGCCCGUAAGAACGGCCUACAACCGGCCGCUGUCGACCUUAGAUGACGACGUCUCGAAGAAGUUGUUUGACGACAAGGAGAACGUGCCGCCCAACAAACAAAGUGUGAGGGCGUUAGAUGAAUGGCGAAGCGCGGAGGACGAGGACGGCGACACGUACUACUACAACCGGAGAAUUAGGAGAGUGGCCUGGGAGCUACCGAGGGGUGCCGUGACGGUGGAGCGAGAUGGUAUCAGUAGAAUCGUGGCCCCGCGCGACAGAACGAUCGAGCGAAGCGUCGACAUCGAGCGGUGCACGCAAGCCGCCCAACAGGCCGCCUCCAUGGCCCAAAAGGCGCGUUCCAUACCGCGCACGCCGCCCCGCACGGCGUCGCCGUUCCCGGAUUUGGCCGCUGCUUUACGUGAAGCGACUACCUCGACGCCAGAACGCGUGUUCUCGCCGGCGUGUAAAGUGGCGCCGGCGACGCCGCCUCCAUCAACACCCGAGCGGCCCCGGACGCCGCCGCCCCAGGAGGCCGCGCCGGCCGUGCGCACGCCCGUCCGGGAGGAGCCCCAGGCGCGGGCCGCGCCUCCUUCACCAAUGCCUGUGCGCACGCCGCCUCAACCGGAGCCCAAGAAGGACCUGCAGUCGUUGCGAGCGCGCUUCGCCGCGCGGGCCCAGCGACCCCCUCCAUCAGAGGAAACGCCGCAACAGGUGCGCAAGCCGUCGACGGCCGUGACGCCCCACGAUUUACCAAAGCCCCGCCGCCUGGGCACGCCGCGACGGACGCCUCUAUCUGAAGCCAACUUCGGGGAGUCGCCGCCGCCCCAGCAGCCGCGCGUCUUCUGCUGCUACUGCGGGCAACCUUCUCAUGUUUCGAAGCUCAACGCGCACCUCGCUUCCUGUCCUCAAAGGAAGGCCCUGGGGAACACGCCCGUUGAACGGCGCCUGAGACAGGCCUUGCGGAACCACUGGGCCGCGUCGCCCCAGAAGCCGGCGAAGAAGCCGGCGACGCCGGUGCCUCACUACGCGCUCGUGUCGCCCGAGUGAAUGAGCCCCUCUUUUUGCCCCUUUCCCCUCCGUAAACGUACGAUGAUA
Pelagomonas calceolata is the source of this 1548-nucleotide messenger RNA. NCBI's taxonomy places the organism in Eukaryota, Pelagophyceae, Pelagomonadales, Pelagomonadaceae. The record is from the annotation of a GenBank genome assembly.